UUAUUUCGAGCGGCGACUGUUACCGACAACUGUCCUUUAACUGAAAUCAUGGAAAAUGGCUCCUGGGCGGAUUAUAAUGAAGAAGGGGUGAGAGAUGUAGCAUUAACCAUCGUCGAUGAUGUCAUUAAUAAAGCAAAAAUUGUCAUUAAGGAUCGACAUGGAGAAUCAUCCGCAUCUUGUUCGUUUCCGGCAGUUCCCACCAUUCAAAUAGAUGUAGUUGCCUCCAGAACACCUAGUCCUACAGAUAGUUUGACUGAUGAAACAACUGGAGAUACCUGCUUAGAAAAUAGUCAGGUGAAAUCCGAAGAUGAAUUACAAUUAGAGUCUCCAGUUGAACCAAUCGAAACUACGGAGUCUAAAGACAGUGAACAACUCAGGGAAUUCGUAUUCUCUUAUUUACAAGACAUUUUCUGUAAAGCUUUACCGAUAGCAGAAGAGAGAGCAGCGACAAAGCUCGAAACUAUGAAAAUAGAGGAAGGAGAAUCUUCCUCAAGAAAGAAAAUUCCAAGUCCAUGGUAUAUAAGAUUAAGAGAGAGUUUAUUACGUUUCCUCCGCCUUGCUUGUAUAUGUGGUGGUAGGAGAAAUAACUCUUGAAAAUCAAUCUUGGAGCAAGAAAUGUCAGUAAUAAUAAUUAUAAACAAUAAAAAU
Molecule: messenger RNA, 648 nt
Organism: Centruroides sculpturatus (bark scorpion)
Lineage: Eukaryota; Metazoa; Arthropoda; Arachnida; Scorpiones; Buthidae
Exons: 7
Coding region: 49-594 (181 amino acids)
Source: RefSeq, a predicted model, not a curated record